Chiroxiphia lanceolata (lance-tailed manakin) is the source of this 11963-nucleotide messenger RNA. RefSeq names its product KIAA1549 like. The coding region runs from base 188 to 4066 and encodes 1292 amino acids. The transcript has 21 exons. The record is from RefSeq and is a predicted model, not a curated record. NCBI's taxonomy places the organism in Eukaryota, Metazoa, Chordata, Aves, Passeriformes, Pipridae.
GGCCGUGGCCGUCCUGCUGCUCGGGGUCGUCGUCGCCCUCCUGCCGAGCGCCCGCGCCGAGCCGGGUAUCAGGCGACAGCAUAUCAAUGAUGCUCCUUCUACAGGAUCUUUUCCUAAUUGGAGAUCUAUACUAUCACCAACACGGCCUUCCACAGAAACUAAGACUUCCUCAAUAGCUGAUAUUUCUAUGGGGCAGACUUUGGAGAAUGCAGACUUGCUUCAGAUGAUAAAAACCACGCUGACUGGCACACGUACCAGGACUUUGGAUCAAAUGCAUCUGUUGCCCACUCUGUAUCAAGGCAGUGGAAACAGUGCAUCCCAGGAACCCGCUGAAGUUUCGGCCGAGUCGCCUCUGAGGUCAUCAUCUCAAGAUGCAGAUGAAACAGGUUUGCCUCAACUUGUGUUAUCUGGAAUAUCUUCUGGUGCAAUACCUACAGUAGGAACUUCAGAAGCAAAACCACUAACAAGAAAAUCAUCUCCAGCUUCACCAGUGCCAGCUUCUUCCUUCUUUUCUCUAGGCACUGAAAACACACCUUUGCCAUCUGUGAUGGCUUUAAGCACACCGACACUGACCCUAACAAAAAAUAACACUGCCACAAAAUUGACAUCGGACCUAAGCUCAGUAGGAACACGUGCAGAUUUUCCUUUUGCAACGAGAAACACAACUGCAUCACCUGUGGACGUGACAGCCAUGCUCAUAACCCCUAAAAGCAGCACCGUCACAGCCUCCACACUCGCACCCACAACCCAUGUACCAAGGCAGAUAGAAACCACAGUAACUGACACCCAGAAGUUCCCGAGCUCAGACAUCACCAAAACGUCAACCCCCUACCCACUGACAAUUACAGCAGCUUUGACAUCUAUUACAGCAUCAGCGAAAACAACUAGGCUUCCCCCUACUCCAGUGGAAAACUCCUCUGCUCCCUCUGAAACCACAGCAGCAGUGGCUUUCGCUAACAUGACAGCAGCUCCCCCCCUGGACUGCCGGCUCUCUGACAACCUUAUGGUUAAAACAGUUCUGUUUCUGAACACAAGGAGGAUGAUGAUCAGCAAUGCCUUCAGGGAGAUGGUGAGAAAAGGACUCAACCAGGCGCUGAGACAAGCGUUCAACCAAAACGUCAGUGCUCAGGUUGAAAUCCUGGAGCAAUCGAGUAACCUAACAGUUGGUUACUACGUUACACGGGGGAGGCUGGUUUUCAUCCCAGCUGCUGUCAUCGAAAGGCUCCUUGCCUACGGCAUCGGCAAUGCCACGGCAGACAUCAAGCAGCACGUGCCACAUCUCCAGGCCGUGGUGGCCCUGGCCUUGCCGUGGAAGCCCCUUCCCGCCUACCACUUCCAGCUGAAAACAGAGCUGCAGUUUGUGGGUCAAACAGACAAUAUUCAGUCAUGCAAAUUCAUUCAGACCAUGGAACAGCGACUACAGAGAGCAUUUCAGGAUGCUGAAAGAAAAGUCCUGAACACCAGCAACAACUUAACAGUCCAGAUUUUGAACACCUCCAAUGUCUCCCAAGCUGUCACUCUGUUUUACGUAGUGAACAAUCGAAGCACAACUCUAAAUGGCACUAUUUCCAGCAACCUUCUUAAUCAGCUGUCAGCUGAGCUGGUGGGUUUCUACCUCACCUACCCACCUCUCACCAUUGCUGAAUCUUUGGAGUAUCCAAACCUUGAUGUCUCGGAGUCAACUAGAGACUACUGGGUGAUAACAGUUAUUCAAGGGGUUGAUAUGGCCUUACUGGGGCUGAACAACCAGAGCUUUGCCCGACUGAUGGAGCAGCGCUUGGCCCCGCUGUUCAUGAUGUCCCACCAGCAAGGGAGGCGAUUCAAACGUGCCACCACCGUGGGCAGCUACACUGUGCAGAUGGUAAAAAUUCAACGUAUUCCAGGACCCAAGGAGCCGGCUGAGCUGACAUAUUAUACUUUAUACAAUGGGAAGCCUUUGCUGGGCACUGCAGCUGCCAAAAUUUUGAGCACCGUUGACUCCCAGCGCAUGGCCUUGACCCUGGGCUAUGUCAUCCAAGUCCAAGCUGAUCCCGUGGUGAAGAACCCCCCAAACAACCUGUGGAUCAUUGCAGCGGUGCUGGCCCCCAUUGCUGUGGUUACAGUCAUCAUCAUCAUCAUCACAGCAGUGCUGUGCAGGAAGAACAAGAACGACUUCAAGCCGGACACCAUGAUGAACCUGCCUCAGAGAGCGAAGCCAGUACAAGGCUUUGACUAUGCCAAGCAACACUUGGGUCAGCAGGGAGCAGAAGAUGAAGUUUUGCCUGUAACUCAGGAGACUGUCAUACUUCCACUUCCAGUCAGAGAUGCUCCUGCCUCCCAGGAGAGAGAAAUUACCCAGGAUGGGAGCACCAUCAAAACUGCCAAAUCCAAUGAAACAAGGAAAAGCCGGUCCCCAAGUCAGAAUGGGUCCAUCAUCAGCAAUGGGUCGGGAAAGCCCAGCUCUGGACGCAGCUCCCUCCAGAAAGUGAUGGCACCUCAAAAAGUGACAAAAGACGAAGGAAGGAAAAGAAAUGUGCCCGUGAGCGAUGAAGAGGAAGGAGGCAUUCUCUUUGAUAACAUUGCCAAAUCCACCAUUGACCCCUUCGACACCUCUUCUGGAUCAGUACAGCUCAUAGCCAUCAAACCUGUGGCCCUGCCUGCUGUUCAUGCUGCAUCAGAGAGGAGCCAGGAAUCUGCCAUCAUUAAUGGAGAGGUGAACAAGGCUUUGAAGCAGAAGUCCGAUAUAGAACAUUACCGCAACAAGCUGCGCUUGAAAGCCAAGAGGAAGGGCUACUAUGAUUUCCCGCAGGUUGAUAACAACAAGGGGCUGACAGACAGGAAAAGGAUGUAUGAAAAAAACCAGAAAGAGCUUGACCACAUUUUGGAUCCAGAUGCAGAUGUCUCAUCUCCAUUUGCUGAGCCUAAGAACAGGCAGCCACUGAAGAACUCGGUGUACAGGAGCAGGCAGUCUCUGAACAGUCCUAGCCCAGGAGAAACUGAGAUGGAUCUUCUCGUGACCCGAGAGAGGCCUAGGCGUGGAAUCCGUAACAGUGGAUAUGAUACCGAGCCCGAAAUUAUAGAAGAAACAAAUGUUGACCGUGUCAACGAGCCUCGGAAUUACAGCAGGUCCCGUCAGGCCAAAGGCCACUCGGAGACCUCAACUUUAAGUUCUCAGCCCUCCAUUGACGAGGUUCGGCAGCAGAUGCACAUGCUCUUGGAGGAGGCCUUCAGCCUGGCCUCUGCAGGCCACGGGGGCCAGAGCAGGCAGGACUCGUACGGCUCGGCUCCACACCUGCCCUACUCGGAGGUUGUGACCAGCGCGCCGGGCACCAUGACCCGGCCUAGAGCGGGGGUACAGUGGGUACCCACGUACAGACCAGAAAUGUAUCAGUACAGCUUACCAAGACCAGCUUAUAGAUUUUCUCAGCUUCCUGAGAUGGUAAUGGGUUCUCCUCCCCCUCCUGUCCCUCCCAGGACUGGUCCUGUGGCUGUUGCCUCUCUCAGGAGGUCUACAUCAGAUAUUGGCAGCAAAGUGAGAAUACCUGAGUCCAGUGGAGCAGAUCAGGCCCAACAUCACGAUCAGACAGCUUUUGCACCUGGUUCAAGAGCUCCAAUGUCUGUUGGUCCACUUGAUCAAUCAGCUUUUCACUCAGGAAAUACGGUACCAGCAGUGUUUGCCAUACCAGCAGCAAACCGACCUGGCUUCACGGGCUAUUUCAUCCCGACACCACCCACCGCCUACAGGAACCAGGCCUGGAUGCCCUAUGCUGGAGAGAGUGAGCUGCCAGGGCAGUGGGCAGACUCUGUUCCACUUCCUGGGUACAUCGAGGCUUAUCCGAGGCCCCGCUACCAACACAACUCCCCGUCACGCCUCCCUCGGCAGUACAGCCAGCAGGCAGGCAUGCAUCCCAGCCUGGAACAGGCUCCUCUGCCAUCCACUGCAGCUUCCCAGCAGAGCCUGACGGAGAACGACCCCUCUGACGCGCCUCUCACCAACAUUUCCACGGCUGCCCUCGUAAAGGCAAUAAGAGAAGAAGUGGCCAAACUGGCCAAGAAGCAAACAGAUAUGUUUGAGUUCCAAGUCUAAUGUCUUUUGUGCACAGUGUUUGUACCUUGCAACCUGGGGUAGCCAAGGAAGCGACUGCUUUAAUUUUCAGUUACAAACUCGCUGCGAAUUGAUGGCAUUUUAAUCUGUCUGCAAAGUCAACGCUAUGAAAUGACUUAAAGCAGAGCAACAGGACUCUGAAGAUCUGUAAUCCUGCUUGCCAGCUAAGGAAACGCUGCCAGGAAACUGUUUCGUGUGGAUAAGAUUGACCAUAUGCAAUUGUUUGUCACUUAGCUCUCGUAUUAUGGCCCAUCAUCACCAGAGAUGCUGCUGAACGUGUCUGCUCCACACGAUGUUUCAUUUCAGAGCUGCUGAAAAUAACUUCUGCAUGUCAAAGCUUUGAUUAAAGAAGAAAAUGCCACAGAAUGUGGUUGGCUAAAGGCCAUGGUCGGUGUGGUGGUGGCCCUGGUAAUUGUUUGCUGCAGGACAUUGUAUAAGGGAUGCUGAUCUCAGCAAUGGGGAGUCAUUCAGCCUUUUCAUUCCAGAGACUGCAUUCAAAGCAGAAGAAUUCAAGAUGAGUAAGUAAUACAAAUAAAUGUCCUGUAAAUAGCUCCGAUUCUCCUCAUCCUAUUAACAGUACAAAGAAGUGAAACAAGAGAGGGCUGUGAAGAAGGUGAAUGAUAUUUUGAUAAUUGGUGGCUACCUUGUCCAUCAGUGCCACCAAUUAGUUAUGGAGGAGACUUUUUUCAGCAGGAGAGAAUACAGUGCACGAAGGGCCAACAAAGGAUAUUGGUGCUAAAAGCUUCCAAGAGAAAUGAAAAAAGGUUAUUCGCGUUUGCUCUAUAAUCAGACUUUUCACUCUGAAUGCAUGUGAAGCUGGUAAACCUGAGACCUUUAACUUUUUCCAACCUGGAAAAAAUGAAUACACCUGCUUGGACAAGAAAACCUCUGUUCAACACAGUUCUUUUUUUCUCUUUCUUAAACAAUGCUAUCUACUAAAGUGAUGCCAGAAAGUGCUACCCGAAGCUGCAGCUGAUGACACUGGAACAGUGAAUGCGCACCCAGGAAGUUCUGAAUGUAGAGGACCUAAUUAUUAUAUUAACAUGUAAAUAAUUUAACAGUUACAUGGAUUAACAAAAAUACUAAUGUUCUGUGAAAAAGAGAGCAUUGCCAGAAAUUAUGCUGACUUUAUAUUGUGCAAGAUAAAGGUCACUGGUUGUUAAACUGCACUGUGGUAUGAAUCCAAUCCCAAAAGAACAUCAAACCGGUUGAAUGGGACAGCAGUUAAUAUUUUGCAGUUGUACAAACUAGUUGGAGAUCAUGAAAAAUUGUUUUCAGUUCCUUCAGCAGUUUAGCUUUGGGAACUGAAGAUGUUGCAAAAUUUGUUGUGUUGGGCGUGUUUGAUGUCAACUGGAAUUAAAGGUAAUGUCCUUCAUUUCAGUAAGUUAUUUAGUUAUUCUCAAUUACUAUUUUGUCUGAUCAUUUCAUUUCCCUGAGUUUCUUUGGUCUUUACCGAUGUGAGAAAGGGAACUUGGUUUAGCUUUUUGGCCACCAGUAAACUGAAAGAAGGAGAGAGAAGACUAGAAUACAGGAUAGAAGCAGAAAUUUGAUAAAGCACAAACUUUUAAAGCAGAGCUAUUUUUCCCCUUAUAAUGAUAUUACAAACCCUUACUGAGACUGUGAUACAUAGUUAUCCUAGAAUAUACAGAUAUCUUCUGCUCCAAUACCUUAAAUAUUGCAGAAGCCUUUGGAAUGCUAGUUAAUCUUUCAAUAAAUGUGAAAUUUCAUUUUUAUUAUUUAAAAUCAGAUAUAAAUAAAAUGUAUUUUUGUAAUUUGUAUGUAUAUAUGUGCUGUAUAUUUUAAUAAGUGACUAGUCUGCUAUAGUCAGAAAAUUUCCAUAAACCGAGAGGAAAAAGAAGAAGAAAGGAAAAAACCUGGUAAUUUUAAUGAUUGAUUUAAACAUGCUAUGUCUGGAGUACAAAAAUAUAUAUUUGGGUGACUUGGAUACUAAACAACCAAAGAAACUCAAUCUUUCAUAUCAAUACAAGUCUAGAAAAGACCAACUGCUGUCUCAGUUACCCGUCAGCCAAGUAAUACUGAUCUCAUCAGUGUAAUAGAAUACAGCCAAAUUGUGUUGAAUUAAUAGCUGCCUGAGAACAUCACACUUUAGAAUAGCAACUUAAAAAUACUGGGCCAAACUCAAUGUGCCAUAAAAGGGCUUGUUCUGGUUGUCUUCAGUGGGAGCUUCACGCACUGAGAGCAAGGCUGAGUUUCUCUUUUGGGCUAGGUCUAUACACAGGAAUUUCACUAGAACCCCUUGAACAGGAUUCUGCUUAUUUUCCUGUCAUUUGGAUCACUGUAACUUAAGUGCAGACAUAAUGGAAGAGCAGCUCACUUUUAUUUAGCUUAAGCUGGUUCAUAACUGGCUUAACCUAACUUGGGAAGCGAAAUCCACUCCAAGUCACAUCAGCCACAUCUCGCAUCAGCUUUAUUAUCUCAGUUUUUCAAUGAAUCUUCUAUUUAGCCCAGUGAAAUUUUGCAAGUAAAUAGGCCCUUCUACGCAAUGGGAGUGAAAUGAGCUGUGAAAUAAAUUUCUGUAUCUCAGACUCCUGUUUUGUAGCAUUAUCCUAAAGCUGCAACUCUGGAAGCAGCAGCGAUCACGUGGAUGGACGCGCUGAAGCCACAGAGCUGGGAAGGGUAAUGUUAUGAUGUAUUCCCAAAAAAAAGUCACAGGAGGUAGGACAUACCAAUUUUAGACACCAUCUUUGGGACACUCAGCUCUGUGUGUAAAUCUGUUCCCACUCUUAAAUUUUAGCGAGUUAACAGUUCUGUCUAAUAUAUUUUACAUGAUAAAUCAUAUAUCUUGCCAUACUGGAAAUUAAAAAUUCUGGCAAUUACAGAGAUGUACAGGGUUUGAGUGCCUGUAGAAAACAGAAAAACCCCAAAUAAAAGCAUUUAGAUAGCCUUCUAGAAAGAAAAAACAUUUCAGUAAAGUUAAACAAAGUACUCUUCUACUAAGGAAGACCUGUUAGACUUUUAAAAUUAAUUUUGUUUGGUAUUGUUAUCAAUGAUGUGCAGUCUAUUGAACAUUUCCUGAACCAUCACUCUGAAACCAUUAUGGUGCACUUUAUUCACAAAACCAUCUUACCUUCUUCAUUCAUAAUGCCUUUUUAUCCUGUUUGUAAUAAGUUUCUGUAUUUUUUUUUUAAGUACAAAGUAAGAUGAUAUCAAGACAGUAAGGACAUUCCUGGGAAAGAAAAAUCAUGCUGUAAUAUCUAUACUGUCUGAGCACAAAGCAAUGAUAAAGUGAAAAUAUAGUGUACAAAUAAUUUGUAAUAUAAUAAACAUUUUGUAUGGCUACAAUUACAAUAUAGUUUUUCAAUACUGAUUUCAAAGAAGAAAGUAUUUGUGUUUAAAGUUAUAUCCUCAUUCGAGUAUAUCCAUGCCAUUUUUACUGAGAGAAGCGUAGUAAUUUAGGUUUUUCUACUUAAUGCCCCAGUUUUAUUUAAAAAUAUGUCAAAUGUUUAGGUGAAAAUACUGUUUUCUGUGUACAAAAAGUGUUGCUCUUCUGACCACUCUUUGUCUUCAGAUUUGUAAAUCAUCAGUAGAAACAGCUGCAGAUGAAAUGCACGUAUAAUUGCUUCUUGGUAUCUGUGUACUGACCACUUUCAGUUGGUAAAUUAUGUGUGAUAUUUCCUAACAUAAAUAGAACAGUAACUUUAAGAGGAUAAGAGGGUACUCGUUGACAGUAAUUUUUUGAGAAGACCAUAUUAUCUGGAUUUGAGAGAACCUCUAGCACUCAGUCUAGAAAUAUGAGUAAUAUUUGUAUCCAAUAAUAUUAUGGGUAGAACUUGAUAGAAGUGCAUGAAAAUCCUAUAUAAAGAGAUGGGGACAUUAUCUUACGUAGUGAUUAUUUCUUUUUCAGACUAACUUUGAAAAUGUGAGCUGUAAGAAAUGUAAGAUAAAAAUGAGAAGCAAGUAGAAAAAGCAGCAUUGGAUUGAGUGGCAGAACUGUUUUGUUUAAAGGCUGAUACAUACAAAGCUGACCACAGUUUUCAUUAUAUUUCAAGAUGUCUGACUGUUAAACUAUUAAUUACAUUUUAAAGUAUGUUUUUUAGUCCUGCAUUGCCAAUGUAAGAGUUAACUGCCAGCUUCUAAAAGCUGAGGGAGCUUGAAAGGAGCAAGUUUACUGAGCUAGCAGAAGUCACAUCAUUUUGCUGACCCUGUUCAUCCUGUGCAUUCUGGGCAGUUGCAAACACUGUGCCCAGUAACUUAUGGUCCUGGCCUUGCAUUUCUUGUACAUGAACAAAUCUCAGUGUCUUCCUUGCUGACUGAAAUGGGAUGGGAAAAACAAGUGUGAGACAAUCUGAAGGCUGUUAACAGGUCAGGAGUACCUUAAGGGUUUGGAAGCCGUGGACCUUCUGUUGUGCGUUACUCGUACCUACAGAAAAUGGUUGUGUUUGGCAGCUGUUCCCAGCAAGGUGCAUUCCUUGAUAUGACUGAUAUGCAUAAAUUAACAGUCCUGUCCCAAGAGGACAGGAUUCCUGCUUCCACACCUUUGUGUAAGCCAUAUGCAUUCUCUGUGCAGCUCCACGUGAGAGAGUGCCAUAAUUAACAUCAGUGGUUUCCAGUUACUCAAAGCAAUCUCUUGUAAUAAAAUACCAAGUUGCACGGAAUCCUUGUUUUACUGCAUCAUUAGGAGGAGGAGGGAGGAGAGUAGGGAGGAAGAAAGAUGUGGUCAUACAGUAUGCAGACUUUAUAACAGUGCUAAAUGGAAUCACUAUCUCAAGUGGUAACUUUUUGUGUUAGACUUUCUUUUCAUCAGUUAUUUUUUUUGGCCAUAACUCCAGGACUGAGUAACAUUUUUUUUAUUAUUUUUUUUUUAAAGCUUAUCAAAAUAGCUCAAAAUUAGAUUUUUCCAUUUAAAGGAUAAGGUUACUCUUAUAGAAUGCUUUUUUCAAACUUUCGCCUUUCUCUCGUACAUAAAUAAUGCAAGACUCAACUUGUGGAAAUGAGAUUUAUAUAGGUCAGUGAAUAAAUUGCAUUCUGACUUACUCUUUAAAAGAGACUUUCAAGAUGGCCAAGUCCUAAAGGCAAGGCUGGUUAAUACUGAAGAAUCUCUACUGAGGAAAAACUGCAUUGCACAUCCUUGAUCAAAAUUGUUUUGCCCCACAAGUGAAAAGCAAUCAGAAAACUGGGCAUCUGGUGAUUCCUGUUACUCAGGAAACUUUUUGCUUGGGUUUUGUAUAAGACAUGGGAGAUGAGACAGAGAUUUUGAGGGGGUUGUGAAAUGGAUAGACAACCCUGUGGAACACAUUUGCCCUCUGAAUAACCCUUAAUACCCACAGACAUAAAAACUACAGCCACCAAAGUGGUGUGGCAGAAAGGUGGUUUAGGUCCUGAUUUUAAAAAUAGUUGAAAUGCCCCCGAAUCAUAUAAUAUUUCAUGCUUUUAAAAUCACCUUAAGACCAUAUUCUUAUGAGUUUUGUGUCAUACUUGCAUAUAUCUAUAUGUGUCUGUCCAAAAAUAUUUUUUCAAAACUCGUUUUAUUUGUCCAUCUCUUUGUCCCUAUUUAUUUCAGGUUCCUUAAGGUGUAUGGAGACAGUAAUGAAGAGUUUGAUCUCAGAGUUGUUCUGUUAGAUGAGAAAUAGGUUUUAAAUAGGUGGUCAAAUGUAUAGCAGACGUCUUGAAAAUAACUACAGAUAUCGUGGUGUUCCAGAAAUUUGAUAUUUUUUUUUCAUUUAUUAAAAAUAAUUCUUGUUUUAAGAAGUGCCUGACUUUUCAUGAAUUUUUCAUGCUCGAUUGAUUCCCAAGGAGUAGCUUGGAACUCUAUUGCAUUCUGUAAAUAAUUUUGUAACUUUAUAAACACGCAUUUUACCUGUGAGGCAAUAAUGGCUGCAAAGGAUUGUAAAUCAUAUGGGCAGUUGAUUCCACUGAGUACAAUAUUUAGAAAGGAGGUGAAUUUCUCUUCCAAAGUAUGCUCCUUUUCACUGCAGCUCAGUGCAUUUCUGUGCUUAAACCAGUGUCUAAACACCACAACAAACACUGACAUCAGUUAAAAUCUCUUUUAUCUGGCAAGGAGCACUGACUUUUGCAGCCCCAGUGGGACCUUGUAAAGAGUGCCUGUGUAUAACUUCAAGUUUUUAAGCUAUUAAACCAGAAACUUGUGGGUCCUGAACUCUGGCUUUUGGCAUGGAAUCAGUGGCUUUUAGGUCCUGUGUCACCAGCAAACUUAACUAAUAGAUUCCUUGAGAUGUGAUGCAGCAGAACACAGCACCCUAUGCCAGGGAUCCACCAGGACCUAAAAAGCAAGUUACUGUGGUAGAAGAAUAGGUAGUAAAUCUUGCAUUUCAGCAGUGGAUGGACACUAAGUGGUUAUGAAUUGAUUAUUAUGGCAGGUCAAAAAGUCUUGAAGUUAACUGCUUUGAAUCAGUUUAUGUAUUUGGUUAGCUUUUGAUUUCUUCAUUUGUUAACACGGUACAAAAUGAACAAUAUUAACAGAAUUAACAAUAUUAAUUCUAUUUCAGACUUUUAAACUUGGGAGAUCUGAAUGUAAGCAAACUUGGAAGUUUAUUCUCUAUCCUUGUCUCUAUCUACUACUUUUCACAGUGCAGUUAGGAAAAAAAAAAACAAACACUUUACCCACCAAAAAAUUAAUUUUAGUGUUUCUUUCUAUGGCAGAGAGACUGGGAAUGCUUUUUCAUUUCACGUUGGUGUUGAGUUUUCAAACUGUAUUCAGUGUCAUAUUUGAUAGGAAAAAAAUGACAGUGAAGCCAAAAAUUUUGGAAAAUAGGAUAGAAACCCUCUUACUGAAGCUUAAAUUUUGGGUUAGGAUUUAGCAACCCAUCAGGAACAGCUCAGGCCCAACAAAAGAGUCCGUUCUGGGCAGUGCUUUGGAUCUCAUUAGAAAGCACAGAUAUUCCUAUGCUCUUUGACUUUUUAUUUUCACUUAACGUCUUUCUUGCUAUUGCUGUGCAUUCUGAAUUUGACUUUUACAUUGGUGUACACAAAGAGGUGCACUCUUUACCUCACUGGUAUGCUGCUGGUGUGAUAGAAGUAGUAACCAACACAUGUGACAGAAUUUUCAAGUAGCUGUGGCAUUGCCUGGCUUUGGCCCGUGUUCUGCUUUGUGACAAUUACAGAAAUCAUUAUUAAAGCAAAACGUGAGUAUAGAUAACACCUUCCACUGAAGUGAUUGGCAAAACACUUGCUCACUUUGAGGAGAACAGGACUGAUCCAGUAAUCCCUCAGCAAAUUAGCCAUCACAAGGAUCUUAAAGUUGUGCAAAGAGAGAAAAGAUGCUUUCUGGUUAUGGGGAGAUCGGAGGUCACUUGAUUUUUGUUCAGGAUUUCGGAUUGGCCCUGGGCAAGGUGCUUAAUCUGACUGUGCCUCAGUGUCUCAUCUGUAAAGCAGGGUGAAGGGACUACCCCUCCUCACAGCCCUGCUGAAACCCUGGAGUGCAAGUGGAUACUUUAGUAUGAAGCACUAUUGAUUAUUUCAUGGAGCUUUGGUAAUUGUUCAAGGCUAUAUCUGGUAGCAUUUAAAUAGAUGUGAAUUUACAAGAAAACCCCCACCUCCUGAUAAUAUUUCAGUAUGUUCUAGGAAACCUUUCCAGUAACAGCCUCUGCACUUUUUUUACAGAGAUUUACAGAAUUUAUAUCAAUAAAUCGCCUCACUUCCCAUGCAACAGAUCUCACUUUCCAAGGAAAUGAACUUUUCUUACAUUUUUGAAUUAUGGAAAGGACUAGCUCUGCAUGAUUACAAAUAUCCAUGUCAACUUUGGUGUUCACAGCUUGAUUCAACUAAACUGUAAUGGCUGUGUCUGUGAAAUUUGCUCAAAAUUUAUGAGUGUUUCAGCUGUAAAUGGGAAAACUAGUUUUCUGAAGCUGCAAAAUUGAGAGUUAAUUUAAAGCCAAGUCUAGAAGGGAUUCAAAUGAAA